UACGACAGGUUUUAAAACGACCCCACGUUCGUCAUGUUCUAUCUGGCAACCCUGAUCUCAGCUGACCGCUAGUGGAAGAAGAGAAAAGAGAAGAUGGAAGGGAACCGAGAUGAAGCCGAAAAAUGUAUUAAAAUAGCGACGAAAGCCCUCGAAGCCGGUGACAAAGAGAAAGCCCUGAAGUUUCUGAACAAAGCAGAGAAGUUGUAUCCAACCGACAGAGCCAAAGUUUUGUUGGAUGCUUUAACAAAGAAUGGGAGCUCAGCAAGUAAUGGUGCACACUGCAGGAAACCAUCAGAGCACUCAGAAACGACUGGUACCAAAACAGGAAGACAGAACCAAGAAACUGGAGGGAGUGACUCUGCAAAAGGCUUCACUCCAGACCAGGUGGAAGGUGUGCAGAGAAUAAAGCGGUGUAAGGACUAUUAUGAAGUACUUAGUGUCAACAAGGAAGCUAAUGACGAGGAGCUGAAGAAAGCCUACAGGAAAUUAGCUCUAAAGUUUCAUCCAGACAAAAACCACGCACCCGGAGCAACAGAGGCCUUUAAAAAGAUUGGCAACGCCUACGCCGUGCUCAGCAACCCAGACAAGAGACGGCAGUACGACCUGACGGGUGGGGAGGAGCCGAGCAGCCAGAGCCAAUCACACAGAGGCUUUGACUUCCACAGGGGCUUUGAAGCCGACAUCACACCUGAAGACCUCUUCAACAUGUUCUUUGGAGGCGGCUUCCCAUCCUCUAAUGCACACACGUUCACUAACGGGAGGACGAGCUACAGCCAUCAGACGGACUACAGACAAGAGAGGACAGAGGAAAGGGGAGAUGGCGGUUUUUCAAUGUUCAUCCAACUGAUGCCCAUCGUGGUCCUAAUUUUAGUAUCAUUACUGAGCCAGAUGAUGGUGUCCCCUCCACCCUACAGCCUCUAUUCUAGACCGUCCACAGGUCAGACUGUAAAAAGGCAGACGCAGAACCUGCGUGUCGAGUACUACGUGACCCGCGAUUUCCAGUCCGAGUUUAAAUACUCAGCUCUGCAACAGAUUGAGAAAAAUGUCGAAGAGGAUUAUGUGACUAAUGUUAGAAACAACUGCUGGAAAGAGAGGCAGACAAAAACAGACCUACUUUAUGCUGCGAAGGUAUACAGGGACGACCGAAUGCGUAAGAAGGCAGAACUCAUGACCAUGGAUAACUGCAAAGAGCUGGACAGACUAAAUAACCUCUUCAGAGGCGGAUAAAUAAGAAUAAUUUUAGAAUAUGUAAAUAUGAAUAGAUGUCUAUGUUCUUUUUUUGUAAAGAGAGAGAUUUUACAUUAGGAGAAAAGUCUUAAAAAGAAACUGGCCCUGUUUAGGUUUGAAAAAAUCCUUCAUAUCUUCCUAACAAACUACUCUUCUUCCUCACUGAAUCACCGUGUUGCAUUGUAACGAACCAGUCCACUCGCUGUUGGAUCGUUCCAGGGGUUCCUUCAGUUUUUUUUAUGUUUCUUUUUUUGUGAUUUUCUGGAAAAUAAGGAGGACAAGAACACUUGAUUGUAAAGACGGCUUUUCGCAGUUUGUGAGAACUAAAAGGGGACUUCUGCGCAAAACAAUUCAACAAACAGAAGAGUUUGCUUGUUCGUGCAGAAUCAGGAGGAAUUCAGCAGGUUUAUCUGGAGCCCGUCUUCCAGUCAAAUCUGUCUCAUGAAAGAACAAAAGGACGUUUUAGCUUCCUCCUCACCCUCCACUUGAAGAUCAUUCCUUCAGAAGAAACGUUCUCCUGCAUAAUGUGAAACUGGCUGGGACUAAACAGACAAUGAAGCUUUUAUUCAUAAAUGGUUGUACAUUUUCAUUUUUGAAUGUUUAAAGUUAAUGCACUUAUUUAAGUAACUAUAGAUGAAAGAAGUUUCCUCUUCAGUGCUCGCCUAAUCAUUUAAAUAAAGUAAAAUUGGUACCAUACACUGAAA
Messenger RNA from Austrofundulus limnaeus, 1931 nucleotides. It is a transcript of the gene dnajb14, whose product is annotated as DnaJ heat shock protein family (Hsp40) member B14. NCBI's taxonomy places the organism in Eukaryota, Metazoa, Chordata, Actinopteri, Cyprinodontiformes, Rivulidae. Gene Ontology annotation, biological process: cellular response to misfolded protein. Gene Ontology annotation, molecular function: Hsp70 protein binding. Gene Ontology annotation, cellular component: endoplasmic reticulum membrane. Bases 94 to 1227 code for a protein of 377 amino acids. The transcript has 8 exons. The record is from RefSeq and is a predicted model, not a curated record.